Molecule: messenger RNA, 1409 nt
Organism: Cotesia congregata
Lineage: Eukaryota; Metazoa; Arthropoda; Insecta; Hymenoptera; Braconidae
Source: the annotation of a GenBank genome assembly
UUUUUCUUAAAUAAUUAUUUAAGGCGAAGAAGGUGAUGGCCCGUACCGCGCGCUCGCGACGAAAGAUGGCAAACACAACAGAUACGGGGCACACAGUAACUGGAAGCAGUCUUCUCUCAACGUCAAACUCAACAUCUUUUAUUGAUGGCUCGAAUACAACGUACCCGACAGCCCCGUACUCCAGUGAAAGCUACAGCAGCUUCAACUACACCAGUUUGGCGAACAGUUUCGGCGUAGGAGGCGUAGGAGGUGUAGGAGGGUACGCUCUCGAUGACCUUAACUAUACAGAGCUUUGGAUUGACGUUUGGAAUAAUACCGAAGCCACUAAUGUCACCCAGAGACUCAAUUCAACGGUACUACCUCCUCUUGGUGGUUACUGCAACGAGUGGGAAUCUGCACAACACAAGCUCUUUCAGGCUGCUAAUUUAUUUUUCGCUGCGGCAUUUAUCGUCCCACGGUCAUUCAAAGCAUCUGUAUUCGCACUGCGUACAUUUCUGACGGCUGGAUUCAUGUUAGCGGCACUCUGGGCGGGAAUGACAAUUUGUGCUCUGGACGCGAUGCUCUGGUCGCUGGCUCUGGGAUUGUUAAACGGCGUUCACUCUUUGAUACUUGCCUGUCGGUUCUUACCACCGGCGUUAAGCCCGGAGCUCGCUGAGCUCUACCUCAAGCUCUUCAAGCCUUAUCGCGUCAGUAAAAAACACUUCCAAGAGCUCGCCAAGGAGGCAAGAAUACUCAAGCUUGAUCCAGAUUCGCCGGAAUGGGAAGCGACACAUGAAAACAUAAACGACGUAUUUCAAGUGACGAUAAGAGCCGAAGAGUCGAGCACAUACAUUUGCUGGACAAGACUGAAACUACUACGUGUUCUUAGGCAUCGACCACUGCUUAAAAUAGUCCUCAAUACACUUAUCGGGAAGGACAUUACCUCAAAACUUUACGCGUUAAACGAACAAUUGGCUGGAAUAGUGACGAUACCCGAAAGCACCAAUAGCCCGAAUCCUUAUCGUGGAAUGGCUCGGAGCUUGAGCGUCGAUGCGGUUAAUACCGAGACUGCCGGGAGAGUCAGAUCAACCACAUGGAAAUCUCAACGGAGACAUAGUAAUCCACGGAGCUCUCCCCAGCGUGUAUCGAAUCAGUACUGGACGCCGGUUGUUGCUAAUCAUUUCACACCCUCGUCUCCGUUCAUCUCAAUGCAGCAGAACAACGUUGGUUACUCGUUAAUUCCACAAAGUGUUACAUUUUCACCUCCACCACCGACACGGCCACCAGCCGCGACGCAUCCACCCCUUCUGAGACAACGCAGCGCUGGUGGACCCGGUGGUGAUUACACGCUGCUACCACAAACGCCAAAACUCGAACGCAAACGAUCAAAAAAAGCUACCAGAGAGGUAACCUUUGAGACACCUGUAUGA